This is a messenger RNA of Rhineura floridana, 2778 nucleotides long. RefSeq lists its product as uncharacterized. The transcript has 2 exons. The record is from RefSeq and is a predicted model, not a curated record. Lineage: Eukaryota; Metazoa; Chordata; Lepidosauria; Squamata; Rhineuridae. The coding region runs from base 1676 to 2572 and encodes 298 amino acids.
AGAAACCUUGGGUCUCCAAUCUGCUCCGUUGGAACCUCUGCCUCCACCAAUUAAGGGCGCCAAGGUUCUGAGAACUCCUAGGUCCGCGUACACUCCCUUCCUGUUCCAGACCCUCUUGAUAAGCUGGCAGAGGAGGAAUGGGCUCAGCCUCUGCACGCCAGAUUGGUUCCAGCCCUGGCUAAUAAACAUUAUUCUUUGGCCACUGACUUUAUGAAUCGUUUGAAGAUUCUGCCAACAGACAAGCCAGUUUCAGGUUUGAUGACCAAGUCUUUUAUUCCCAAAGAAGGGGACUCCUAGUUUAAGGACUUGUCUGAAUGAAGAAUGGAUUUUGCUCUUCAUAAGAGCCAUGAUGCAAUGGCCUAUUCUAUCAGGGCUGUUUGCACAGCGUCUAUAUUCACCAGAGCAUCCAUGAUGUGGUUGGAUGAUCUCCUGGAUGACCCCAAUCCAGAUCCUGCCAAGAUCAGAAAGGCUGUUGUGAAGUUCCACAAGUCAGCGGCUUUUGUGGCUGAUGCCACUCUGGAUGUGACACAAUUUGCGGCUUGUGCUAUGUGGGUACGUGUGGUAGCACGGAGGACUCUUUGGCUUCGUCAUUGGGAUCCUGAUACUAUGGCCCAAACCAAUCUCUCUAUGGCACCCUAUACGUGCACUAUGUUAUUUGGAGAAGAGGCUCUUAAAUCCAUCUUGGUGGAUCCUAAGGACAAGCAGAAGCCAGUCCGAGCCACGAAUAAUAAAGGGCCAAAGGUCAUAUAGAAGGUUUGCCCCACACCGCUCCUUUCAGCCAUUUUGAGGAACGCAAACUGGGGGAAGGGGCUGUGACUUUUGCACCCCCAAAGGCUCUUGGUCCAAGCAGCAAUUCCACGGGCACAAUUAAUACCAGGGCAGGUCUGGGCCCUCUUCCUCCCCUACGGGAAGGGGAGGCCAUCAACAGAGACAUUACUGACGCCAUCUCUGAUGGAGGCAGAUUACUUCAUUUUGCGGAACAUUGGCAGCGCAUAACGAUGGACUCCUGGGUAAGAGACCUCAUUUUUUACGGCUACCAAAUAGGAUACUGCAUAAUUCUGCCAAGCAGAUUUUUAUCCUACCCUCCGGUCCUCUCCCCAGGGAGACAGUUGGUGAUGGAGGAAACCAUACAGCAUCUUCAGGACAUAGCGACCAUAGAACCAGUACUGCUGAAUGAACACUAUGUAGGGGCCUACUCAGUUCUGUUUGCGGUCCCCAAGAAAGAUCUUUCAUGCAGAGCUGUUCUAGACCUGAAGUUUCUGAACAAGUUUGUGAGUUAUCUUAGCCUCAAGAUGGAGUCCCUAGCCUCGAUCAUAGAGGCAGUACAGGAGGAGGACUUCUUGGCGUCCAUUGCCUUGAAGGAGGCGUAUCUGCAUGUUCCAAUCUGCCCUGCCUACAGAUGCUUCCUGAGGUUUGUGUUUGGCCACCACAAUUUCCAAUAUUGGGCCCUGCCGUUUGGCUUCUCAUCUGCUCCGAGAAUGUUCACAAAGGUGAUGGUCACCCUGAUUGCCCAUCUCCACCUCCAGGUUGUCCACAUUUAUCUAUAUCUGAACAACCUACUAGUCCGGGUAGAAUCCAAGGAUCAGGCUUCAAUUCAUGUUCGUCAUAUGCUUGCAGCCCUGAGGAACCACGGGUUCCUAGUCAAUCUUGAGAAAAGUCAUCUAUCUCCUACUUAAUGACUUCAGCACUUGGGAGCCUUUCUGGACACAGCUCAAGCCAUGGUCCUUCUAUCGCCAGAGUGUAUCUCAGUGAUCAGAGACAAGGCACAGCUCCUGAUGCACCACUCAACAGCAGAUGUGAUGUUUCUGGCAAAAGCCCUGGACAUACACGUAUCAACCAUCCAUAUCAUCCCUUGGGCUCGGCACCACACUCAUCCACUCCAGUGGGCCUUACUGCUGUUUCAGUGGGACAUUGCCAACUCCACACACCAGGUGAUUCAUAUUUUCUCCUCACUGCGGUCUUCCUUCCGAUGGUUGUCGUCAACUCAGAAUCUUCAGAAGGGGGCCCCUUUCCAAGAGCCGCACAGGACUGUUCUUACAGCAGACAUCAGUCUGAUCGGCUGGGGGCCCACUGCGACUCCCUUUUCACACAAGGCACUUGGUCCUUGGCAAAGAAGGGAAACAGCAUAAACUGGUUGGAGCUGAGGGCAGUCCAUCUGGCCCUUUGUCAUUUUCAGACUAUGUUUCCUUUGACUCAUGUCCUCAUCUAUACAGACAACACAUGCAUAAAAUCGCACUUGAACUGCAAGGGGCACCAGGUCUCGAACUCUUCAGGUGAAGACCACUUUGAUAUUCAUUUGGGCCGAGAAACGCCUGCUGUCCUUGAGGGCAGAACAUCUCAGCGGGGUUUUAAAUGUCACUGCAGACUGGCUAAGCUGACAGCAAGUGAUUCCGGGGGAAUGGAGCUUACAUCCAGCAGUGCUUCGUCUCCUCCAGCAUCCCUUCAGAGCUUUGACUGUGGAUCUGUUUGCCUUGAGCAACAACUUGCAGCUUCCCCGGUUCUUCUCAAGACACUAGAUGGCGCUAUAACCCACAUGAUGGCAUGUUACCUGGGAAAACCACCUUUCUGGUGAGACCAAUGGUCUGAUCUCUGUUGGCAGAGCAUUCCAGAGAACUGGGCCAAUGACACUGAAGCCUUGAUUUCGUGUUCGUUACAUAUUGCCUAGAACCGGUAAGACUUUCUUCUGCCAGCUUGAGUACAUUUCAUUCAGACUUACUCAAGCAAAACUUGUGUCAAGGGGUCUGAGCUACGUGCAGCUUAACCAUGUACCCUGACAAU